Lentinula edodes (shiitake mushroom) is the source of this 327-nucleotide messenger RNA. Its product is annotated as Endoribonuclease L-PSP. The transcript is spliced from 3 exons. Gene Ontology annotation, molecular function: deaminase activity. The record is from RefSeq and is a predicted model, not a curated record. NCBI's taxonomy places the organism in Eukaryota, Fungi, Basidiomycota, Agaricomycetes, Agaricales, Omphalotaceae. The annotation marks the transcript as partial. Gene Ontology annotation, cellular component: mitochondrion; cytosol.
GCGCAUGCCACGAAAGUCCCUGGCCUCAUAUUCCUUAGUGGACAGACUCCGUUAGACAAGAACGGAAGGCUUGUAGAAGGUGGAAUCAAGGAGCAUACUGCUCAAUGUAUUGAAAACCUCGGAAAUGUCCUCAGUGCUGCUGGAUCUUCUUGGGAAAAGGUCGUCAAGGUCAAUGUUUAUCUUAAGGACAUGGAUAACUUCGGUGCGAUGAAUGAGGUAUAUGAGAAGUUGCUUCCCAGUCCUAAACCGGCGCGAACCUGUAUUCAAGCAGGAAAGCUUCCGAACGAUGUCGAUGUUGAAAUUGAGGCUAUUGCUGCCACUUGCUAA